AUGGUUAAGAAAAAAGGAUCAACAACAUCAGAUGUUCCUAAAAAAGAUGCGUCAACAACAUCAGUGGCGACAAAGGGAGCUGAGUCAACGACAUCAGUGGUGACUAAGGGAGCUGCGUCAACAACACCAAUCGCUGCCAAAAACGGUACACCCACAACACCCGGGGCGCCUAGUCAAUCAGUUAUGGAAGCAUUGGCCAAGGUAAAUGCUUCAACAAGAACUGAACCUGAUAGAGAGCAUGAUAUUGCGGCUGCAAUAUACGAGAGCAGAAAACCUGCUGUUGGAAAGUGGUUUAUUGUUGUUGCCAUCAUUGUUUUGGCAUUGAUUGUUGUCGCUGGAGUUGCUUCAUUUGGUCUAAUUUUGUCGGAAUCAAAAGAUGAUUCGAGUCAGAUAAAAGUCUUUGAAGAUCACAAGACACGUAUGUUUAUAGCAAUGUAUAAUUCAUUUUCAAUUAUAUAUUUUUCAGAGACCAGUGAAUCUGUCGAGAAAGCAAUCAAAGUUGUUCGAACAUUUUCGGAUCUUGGCAAUGAUAUCAAUCUUGACGAUUUAUCAACCAAAUUGUUCAAGUAUAUUCGCCAUGAACUGGAACUCGACAAAUUGGUAUGUUCAAGUGUUUCCAGAGACACAAAAAUAGAUGUAGAUAAAAAUGAUCAUUCAUAUGAGCCUCGGAGCAUUUGCAUGGCUUCCGAAAAUCAAUUCUAUAUCAACUUUUUACAGAAUAAAACAGAACACUUGUCACAAAGAGAAAUCAAAUCGGCUGAGGAGAUGGUGGAGUCAUUCAACACCACCGAUUGUAAUCCGCCGAAAACUCUGAUCAUGAAUAAAACCCAAUUCAUGGAAUUGGUAAAUGGUUCAAUCGACACUUAUAACAGAGAGCUGAAAACCCUCGGGAAACCAGUUGAUGAGUCUCAAGCCAAUUUGAAUAGGAUUAUCACAGAAGAGUCUAACAAACCGGGAAGAUUGACGAAUCGAAAUAUUGUUGGAUAUGGCGGAAAUAUUACAACAAUGAUUUCUGAUUAUAAUACAUCAACUGUGACUCGAAAUGAUGCCUUCAUAAAAUCAACCCAAGAUCAAAUGAAAUCUCGAGAUUCUGCGAAACUUGGACAUUUUAUAACAACAAUCGGAUUAUUCUCUGUUUCUUUGAUUUUUCUUGUUGUGAUUGCUGUUUUGGCCUUCUUUUAUCAAAAACGAAAGAUUAAGUUGUAUAGCCUCAAACUAUAUUCGAAUAUUUUGAUGGGAAUUGCCAUUUUCAUUGCUUUUGCUUUGUUGAUCAUAGCAAUACUUUCAUUAAUUGGUAUAUCUUUAUUUUCAUAUGAUUGUGAAAUGAAAACACCAUCUCAAAAUUCGGACAAAAAUUUCUACACUUUUGAUGGAAAAGCUGUCAAUAUCGGGAAAAUCACGGGUGGAUGUGAAAAGGGCUCAUCAAUCUAUACGAAAAUGGAUGCAAAUUUUAAUGGGAAAAGUGUCGAGAAGUAUUUGGAUGAAUUUCAAUCUAAUGUCGAAAACUUUGCUUCUACUCUUCAUCAUUUUUCUGGGGAUUUGAAUUUUGACGAUCUCUCAGAUGUAUCCGCAUCAUUGACUACACAACUUCUUGAUUUUGGGAAGAUGCCGACAGACACAUGUUUGCAAAAACCCGAUAGGAACACUCUCAAUGAUAUUAUAUCAAUUUUUAGAAAUUGCAGAGAUGGCUUGGAAAAUUUACAAAAAAUAGCUGAAAAUAUUCUCCAAAAAGAUAUGCGUUCAAAAGCCAAAACAAUGGUACAAGAUUCUUUCAAAUCAUUGAGAAAUGAUUCUCUGAAACUUGUUGAUUCGAUCAAUGUAAGUUCAUUUUUAAUUUCAAACAAAAAUCUAAAUGUAUUUUAUUACAGAGCCAGUUGACAAAAACCGACAUCAAAUGCUAUCAAGAGAUGCCACAUGGAUUAUGUGACGAGAAAACAAUCUACUCGCGCAAUGUUAUAAUUGUGAAUUGGAUUUUGUUUGGCGUCUAUGUUUUGUUGGCAAUCUUGGCAAAGUUGCUCUUCCUAAUCCCUCAACUCGUGAUAUCAGCUGAUAAAAGCGCCGAAAGGAAGUUAGAAGAGGCAAAGAAGAAGGAAGAAGCCGAAAAAAAGAAAAGGUGAGAUUUUUGUUGUUUUUUUUUAAAUUAUUUUGUUAUUUUAUUGUUAGGCUGUUUAUCUUAUUCAUUUGGACGAGCUUGGGAAAAAGGAUGAAAUCAUUAGAAGAUUAAGAGCCAAAGAAAAAAGAAGAAGAAAGAGAUCGGAAAGAGAGAUUUUGUAAAUUUUACUAGAGGAUUAUCAUCAUCAAUUAAUCAAUUAUCGUUCAUUCAUUCAAUUAUUCAUCAAUCUUAUUAA
Molecule: messenger RNA, 2348 nt
Organism: Caenorhabditis angaria
Lineage: Eukaryota; Metazoa; Nematoda; Chromadorea; Rhabditida; Rhabditidae
Source: the annotation of a GenBank genome assembly